AUGACUUCUAAAACACCGAUUGUACUCAACAGAGCGAGUGCAACAGGCAAAAAAGAUACCAAUGUGUCGUUCAAGAGAGCUUUGACACGGGAUAUUGUAGCCACAGUGGACGACUCCUCCGACUCGAUCUGGUACACGCAGACCAUCGCCAUCUUCACGGCCAUACUAGGCAUUCCCAUCAGCCAAGCCGCCGACCUUUGGGGCCGUAAGAUAUUCCUUGUGAUAUUAACCGCCUUCGGCUUUAUCGGUUCUCUCAUCAUAGCCAGUGCUAAUUCUCCAUGCUUGGCAAUAACUGGUUUUGCAGUCACAGGUAUAUCUUAUGGCACUCAGCCUCUGCUCCAUGCGAUCGCGUCGGAGAUCUUUGCAAGGAAGUAUCGUCCUUGGGGGCAAUGUAGCGUAAAUGUUGCUGCUUCUCUGGGGGCGAUCAUGGGGUUGUUAGUUGGUGGCGCAGUCACCAGAAAUGAGAAUCAUGUUGGGUUUCGUUCGUAUUGGUAUAUGGUAGCUGGCAUGUAUUCCUUCGCCACGGUAUCAGUGCAGCUACUAUACUCACCUCCUCCAAGAGCAUUGCAGCUUGUUUGCAGCUUCCAUGAGAAGUUCCAUCGCUUGGACUGGCCUGGAUAUGGCUUGUUGACACCUGCUCUCGUACUCUUUUGCAUGUCCCUCGCGUGGAUUCAGAAUCCCUACUCUUGGACUGAUACGCAUGUCUCCGUUACAUUCAUCAUCGGUGUCUGUAUUGUCGUGAUUGGUAGUCUAUGA
Fusarium venenatum is the source of this 756-nucleotide messenger RNA. NCBI's taxonomy places the organism in Eukaryota, Fungi, Ascomycota, Sordariomycetes, Hypocreales, Nectriaceae. The record is from RefSeq and is a predicted model, not a curated record.